AUGAAAGACACAGUUGCAGCUCUUCGCUGGAUCAAGAAAAAUAUUGCAAAAUUUGGUGGAGAUCCGGACAAUAUCACCAUUUUCGGAGAAAGCUCUGGGGCAUCUUCUGUAACUUACCUAAUGAUGUCACCGUCGGCACACGGACUCUUUAAUAAAGUCAUAGCUCAAAGUGGCACUUGCUUUGAAGACUGGGCUCAAGCGAGAGACAUGAAAGAAAGGGCUUUCAGGGCUGCGAAGGUAUUAGGCAAAGAUGCCAAGAAUGUUGGAGAGUUGUUGGACUUCCUUCGUAGUGUACCACCCCUUAAUUUGACUAAUCUUACUGAAAAAACGAUGACUGAAGAAGAAAAGUAUAGAGGCUUUCCUGAACAAUUUGUUCCCGUUAUUGAGAAAAAGUUAAUAGGUGUCGAGCCCUUCCUUGAUGAGGAUCCUGUGCAGAAGGUCGUAAAAGGCAAAGUCAGUAAAAUGCCUAUAAUGCUUGGAUAUAACUCUGGUGAAGGAAUAUCGACAAUUUCUGAUGAAAUCAAGCGAUUGGAUGUAAAGAACAACAACGUUUCAUUAUUUGUACCGAGAUCGAUUGUUGAGAUUGUUUCUAAAGAAAAGGCUUUAGAGUUUGGACGAAGAAUUCAAUCAUUCUACGGUAGUAUUACCAAAGACAAUCCAGAAGUCAUACGUGAUGUUCUGACAGACGCCAAUUUCGCAUACAACACACACAGAUUCGCAUACUUGUACAGUAAAUUGAAUGCUCCCGUAUAUAUGUACAGAUUCAACUAUGAAACUGAUUUGAACAUCAUAAAGAAAUAUUCCUCAUUCAAACAUAUACCUGGAGUAAGCCAUGCUGAUGAUCUUUUCUAUUUAUUCUACAAUAACUUGAACAAGGAGGCCUAUGAUAAUCAACCUAAGUUGAGAGACAUCGCUUAUGAAGUUACCAAGCUAUGGACUGAUUUUGCGAAGUAUGGAAACCCUACACCAGAUGGAAGCUUGGGGGUAGCCUGGCAGCCAUACACGCCAUCUGGCAAGGAAUACUUCAACAUCCAGGAGAAAUAUUCCAACGGUCAGUACGCUGACAAAGACCGCAUUGAAUUCUGGAACCAAAUCUACAGGGAAGCUGGCUUGCCCUACAUUGGACAGUGA
Molecule: messenger RNA, 1131 nt
Organism: Pieris macdunnoughi
Lineage: Eukaryota; Metazoa; Arthropoda; Insecta; Lepidoptera; Pieridae
Source: the annotation of a GenBank genome assembly